Alternaria infectoria is the source of this 1014-nucleotide messenger RNA. RefSeq lists its product as uncharacterized. The coding region runs from base 1 to 1014 and encodes 337 amino acids. Gene Ontology annotation, biological process: proteolysis. The transcript has 2 exons. Lineage: Eukaryota; Fungi; Ascomycota; Dothideomycetes; Pleosporales; Pleosporaceae. Gene Ontology annotation, molecular function: metalloendopeptidase activity. The record is from RefSeq and is a predicted model, not a curated record.
AUGCAUUCUCUUUCCCUUCUCCUUGCCUUCCUUGGACUCGUAUGUGCGAUCUCGGCAGAUUUCCUCAACACCACUCUUCCUUCUCCUGGGCCCAUCGAUAUUGCUCCGCCACUUGAUACCGGCGGCCAUGCUGGGUUCCCCGUCUACAACGCUAACAAUCAGCGUUGGCCUCGGCAACCAGAUCGAAGGUUCUUGAUUAACUGGUGCUUCAGAGACGCGCUCGCCGAGAACAACAUUUUCAGAGCAGUCGACAACGGUUGGGGGACUUGGACACGCAAGCUCGGUGCGGCGCAAGCAUCGAAUGGCCAUAACUUGCAUUUCGAACGCUUCAAACCAGUCGGAGGGCCUAACUACCCGUACUGCUACACCUCUCCGGGCGUAUGGGACCCACAGAUACCUCCCGAAACUGUGGUUGUGUAUUGGGUCGCGACUGAUCCCAUGAAUCGCGAGGGGUUCGCUUCGGUCGGCCAUACAGUUAGUAACGUUCCCGGCCGACAUCAUCUGAUGAUCUCGGGACACACGACAGACGACAACAGGGACUUCACUGUAGCACACGAACUUGGUCACAUUUUUGGCCUAAACCACGAGCAUGAGCGCUCCGACCGAGAUCAGUACAUCAUCUACAAUUGCAGAAACGUCGAAGGAUUCGCCGAAGCAUGGGGAAGAUGUCUAGCCGAGGAUCCCACUUGCACAGAAGACAUGCUCUGCAACGAUCGUGCUCUCGCAAUUCGACACGGUUUCAUCGGCUCCGAAUUCAUCACGUAUAAUAUCGCUCCAGACAUAGCCUCGCCAUACGAUUAUCAGUCAAUCAUGCAUUACGAUAGUCGUAGAGGUUCAAAUGAAGCCAUCGUGUCGGGGGAUCGUACAAACCCCACGUUGUACCCGAUGUUCAAAGUGGAUCCACAGACGAAUCAGGCCGCCUUCCUGCGUCUCGCCGGUGGCCUCAAGUACCCAGAGUUCGAGAUAUCUGACGGGGACGCCCAGAUGAUACGUGCUAUGUAUCCGUUCCAGUAA